GAGAGGGAGAGAGAACGAGAGAGGGAGAGAGAACGAGAGAGGGAGAGAGAACGAGAGAGGGAGAGGGUGAGAGAACGAGAAAGAGAGAGGAUACGGGAAAUAGAGAGGGAACAAGAAAGAGAAGGUGAAAGAGAGAAGGCGAGAGCCGUCCAGACUACCAUCUCCCCCCGCAGCCCUGCAGCUCUUCCCAUGGCAACCACCAGUUUGGCGACCCCUCCGGCGGAGAGCGCAGCGCCCUCUAGCGGCGUGGAGGACCUGGGCACCACAGAAGAAGAGGACGAGGAUGUUUACCUGUCCCCAGACCCCACCACCAGUUUACUUAUGGAGACCACCACAGAAGAAGAAGUGACCACUACUGCCACAGAGACAAAGACCACACCCAUCCCAGAGACAACAGCUCCACCCACUACGACUGGCCCAGCCCCAACUGAGAGGUCAAGCUCCGCCCCCUUCAGGCCCAGGGUUCCUGUGACCUUGCCUACUAAAGCUGCACCCUCAGAGAAGAGCACACGUCCGCAGCUACCCUCUACGACGAAUAAUGAGUUGGGGGUUAACGGACCCAGCGGAGACUUUGAGAUCCGUGAGGAGGACCGUCGCCAGGGCAACGAGGUUGUUGGGCGUGGCGUGGAGGCGGGAGCGGAGCCUGAUCUGAUUGGCAACACGAUCAACACGGGAAGUUCUGCCGCUCAACUUCCUCAGAAGAACAUCCUGGAGAGGAAGGAGGUCCUGAUAGCGGUGAUAGUGGGAGGUGUAGUGGGGGCUCUGUUCGCAGCGUUCCUGGUCAUGCUGCUGGUGUACAGGAUGAAGAAGAAAGAUGAAGGCAGCUACACACUGGAGGAACCCAAACAGGCUACCGUCACCUACCAGAACCCUGACAAACAGGAGGAGUUCUAUGCAUGAGAGGGAGAGAGAGAGAGAGGAAGAGAGAUCACUCCACCUCCUGUCUUGUCGCCUCACCUCUCCUUCCCAUCUCUUCCUCCCUCUCCCCCAUGUCAGUUGUUGUUAAGAGUGCCUGUCUCCAUGGACUCCGAACUUUCUUUAAAAAAAUUUAAAAAUAAAUGAACAAAAAUAUAUACGUUGAAUAAAUAACCAUAAACACAUGAUACACACAUUUGUUUUUUUAAGUAAAUGUUAUGAAUAUUAUACAA
Messenger RNA from Salmo salar (Atlantic salmon), 1148 nucleotides. Its product is annotated as syndecan-3. Gene Ontology annotation, biological process: cell migration. Gene Ontology annotation, cellular component: membrane; cell surface. The record is from RefSeq and is a predicted model, not a curated record. Lineage: Eukaryota; Metazoa; Chordata; Actinopteri; Salmoniformes; Salmonidae.